Fimicolochytrium jonesii is the source of this 901-nucleotide messenger RNA. RefSeq lists its product as uncharacterized. The record is from RefSeq and is a predicted model, not a curated record. NCBI's taxonomy places the organism in Eukaryota, Fungi, Chytridiomycota, Chytridiomycetes, Spizellomycetales, Powellomycetaceae. Bases 143 to 751 code for a protein of 202 amino acids. The transcript has 2 exons.
ACGCCUGAGCGAUUGUUAGCGCGCGCAAGCACGCUACAUGAUUUCGAGGGGGAGGUUCGCGACUAGGACGAUUAGUACAUUCGUGUUCAUCUAUGUACUUGGCAAUGCGUUGACUCGGUGAACGAGCAAAUAGGCAGAUGCAAUGGCAGAAAAUCCUCGCAUCUCGGCUUACACAGGCCGUGCCCGCGGCGAGAUGCCAAGCUCCGACAAAAUAUCCAGCCGUUCCCUCGCCUCUUUACAUCCCCGCUGCUCCGCCUACACCCUCCUUAUACAACCGCAAGGCCUUCUCAACAUCCUUCCCCACCCCGCUCCCAACCUCAUACAACGCCGCAAGAUUGUAUGUCGCCCGCGCAUGGCCCUGCCGCAUCGCUUUGCGGUACCAUGUUGCUGCGCCCGCGUAAUCUCCUACUUGCUGCUGUUCCCCAUCCCCAUCCCCAUCCCCAUCCCCAUCCGACUGAACGCUCUUGGCCCCAACCCCGUCAGGCGCCUCGGUCCCCGUCCACCCCAACUCGAGCAAUUCACCGAGCAUGUUCUGCGCGUUGGCGUCGCCUUGACCACCUGGGGACUGGGAGAUGUCGUGGGACGGGAGAUCGGUGGAUGGGGCGGCGGCGGCGCGGGUGAGGUAGGCUAUUGCGGCGGGGUGGUUUUGGAGGGGUGGGGGGUGGGUGGUGUAGAUGCGGGCAAGGCGGAGUUGGGCCUUUGUGUGGUUCUAUUGAGGGUUUUAGGUGGGUUAUUGGCGCAGGGGGGUUAGGGGGGUUGGGGAGGAAGGGAAUACCUUGUCGGCGGCUUCUUUGUAGUACCGCACGGCCAUGGAAGUGUCUUUUGGGAGCACGCGGCCGGAGGCGUCGGAGCAGCCGGAUUCGUAGAGGGUUGCGAGGUUGUAGGCUGCGUCGACGCUGGU